GUUUUGACAGUUAACGUUCGUGACAGGUGACGUUUGCGUGUUCCAAAAAGGAAGAAGUGUUUUUGCAUUUAAUUACAAAAAAUAAUAAAAAAAGAUGGACCCAACCCUCAACAAAGAAAUUCUUGAUCAGUUCCGCCAAAAUUUCUACUCCGACGACAAAAACAUUUUCGCACAAAAUGUUUGUUCACGGGUCGACCCCUUCGAGGUGUGUCUGUCUCGAAAAACCCUCGAAGAAACGCACCAUGUGUAUGAGUACAAAGUGGAAAGUGAGGCUAAACCUGUCAGUAACCAAAAGAAUUCAGGGCGCUGCUGGAUAUUUGCGACUUUGAACGUAAUUCGACUACCUUUCAUGAAGCACCUCAACAUCGACGACUUUGAAUUUUCACAAGCUUAUUUGUUCUUUUGGGAUAAAAUCGAGAGGUGUAACUUUUUCUUGAAUAAUAUCGUGGAGACGGCGAAAAGGGGUGAGAGCGUGGAUGGACGACUCGUCUCAUUCUUGCUAAACGAUCCCAUUUCAGACGGUGGUCAGUGGGACAUGGUCGGUAACUUAAUCAACAAACACGGUUUGAUACCGAAAAAGUGUUUCCCAGAGUCAUUCAGUUGCGAAUCCAGCGCAAAAAUGAACCAAAUUCUCAAGACUAAACUACGAGAAUAUGCGAAAGUAAUCCGCGACCUUAUCUCUAAAGGUGAAGGCGACUUAAAAGUACAAAACAUGAUUCGAGAGCAGAUGAAUAAUAUUUAUCGUAUUGUUGGAAUCUGCUUAGGAGUACCCAACGAAACUUUUACUUUUAAUUAUUAUGAUAAAAAUAAGACUUACCAUAGCAUCGGCCCUAUUACACCCAAAGCUUUUUAUGAAGAACACGUCAAGCCAGUUUUUGAUGUUGAUAACAAAGUAUGCAUAGUUACCGAUCCUAGACCUUCGAAUGAGUAUGGCAAAGUGUACACUGUCGAUUGUCUGGGAAAUGUAGUAGGAGGCCGAGCUUGUAUAUACAAUAAUCAACCAGUCGAGUUAUUACUAGAAGCAACGGCCAAGUCUAUUAAGGAUGGUGAAGCUGUAUGGUUCGGUUGUGAGGUUAUGAAGCGCUUUGCUGGAAAGCAAGGAAUUUUAGACUUACAAGUUCACAAUUUUCCACUUGUUUUCGGAGUGGAUAUUCAAGCGACGAUGAGUAAAGCUGAUCGGUUGAUUUAUGGAGAUAGUGCCAUGUCUCAUGCUAUGGUCUUCACGGCUGUCAGUUUAGAUGAGCAGGGUACCGUGACGAAGCUGCGUGUCGAGAACUCCUGGGGCGAAGACCGCGGCGAAAAAGGCUAUUUGAUAAUGAGCACCGAAUGGUUCAAAGAAUACGUAUUUGAAGUUGUAGUCGAUAAGAAGUAUAUUCCUCUGGAUGUCCUCGAUGUUUUUAAACAAGAACCUAUCGUCCUGCCGGCGUGGGACCCCAUGGGAACUCUUGCCAAUGUUUCAUAAUUUUACUGUAUUAACCCUAUUUUGAGGGAAAUAUAUUAAUCAAUACAUUAUGAAUGCAUU
This is a messenger RNA of Zophobas morio, 1522 nucleotides long. Its product is annotated as bleomycin hydrolase. The transcript is spliced from 5 exons. Gene Ontology annotation, cellular component: cytoplasm. NCBI's taxonomy places the organism in Eukaryota, Metazoa, Arthropoda, Insecta, Coleoptera, Tenebrionidae. Gene Ontology annotation, molecular function: cysteine-type aminopeptidase activity. The record is from RefSeq and is a predicted model, not a curated record. Gene Ontology annotation, biological process: proteolysis; response to toxic substance; L-homocysteine catabolic process. The coding region runs from base 95 to 1462 and encodes 455 amino acids.